Molecule: messenger RNA, 1008 nt
Organism: Drosophila arizonae
Lineage: Eukaryota; Metazoa; Arthropoda; Insecta; Diptera; Drosophilidae
Source: RefSeq, a predicted model, not a curated record
CUAUUACAAUUUUUAUUGUAUAGCAUACUAAAAACAUAGUGUAUACUAUAUAUCUAGAAAAAUAUCUGAACCGAAAGCCUCAGCAUGAAAUUCUUCGUUAUUCUUGCCUUGUCGAUGACCGUAUUGGGUCUGCAGGAUGUGAGCGCCAGAAGCAUAUUUGACAGUCUUGGCCAAGAGUUUGGAAAUUUUGGUAACGCAAUUGGCAAGGAAGCCUCAGCUUUAGGCAAUGCCAUAGGCCAGGCAGCCUCUCAGUUCGGCAAUAAUGUGGGUCAAGCUGCAAACAAUCUCGGCAACGCGGUGAGCAGCAGUCAGCUGGGCCAGGACGCCUCCAACUUGGGCAACUCCAUUGGCCAAGCGGCCUCGCAUUUUGGCAAUGAAGUGGGCCAAGCCGCUGGCAAUUUGGGCCACAUAAUUGCAACGAAUGCAUCUAACAUGGCUCACAAUAUUGCCACUGGCGCAUCCAAUUUUGGCAACAGCGUGGCAUCCGAUGCAUCCAGUCUGGCACAUGACAUCGCCAAUAGCUUUAAUUCCGAUGAAAACUCUGCUUCCAAUGUGGCCAGCAAUGUUGCUUCUGAUGCUUCCAAUGUGGCCAGCAAUGUUGCUUCUGAUGCUUCUAAUGUGGCCAGCAAUGUUGCCAGCUCUGCUUCCAAUGUGGCCAGCAAUAUUGCCAACACUGCAUCCAACAUUGGUAGCAAUGUGGCUUCUGAUGCCUCCAAUGUGGCCAGCAAUGUUGCCAGCUCUGCUUCCAAUGUUGCCAGCAAUGUUGCUUCUGAUGCUUCCAAUGUGGCUAACAACAUUGCCAACUCUGCAUCCAAUGUUGGCAGUAAUAUUGCUAACUCUGCUUCCAAUGUGGCUAACAACAUUGCCAAUUCUGCUUCCAAUGUGGCCCACAACAUUGCCAAUGCAGCUUCCAAUGUUGCCAACAAUGUGGGUAACUUUUUGUAAGCGAACUACCCAAAUGUUUGUAAUCAGCGAUAUAAUAUCAUCGUAAAUAAAGCUAUAAUUUCU